AUGACACAGAAGUCUAAUUACAUUCUUCUCGCCUGUGCAUUACUCCAGAAACAAGAUGAAGUUAUGUCUGCCAAAGGAAAUCAUACCAUUGCAGUUGUCAAUGGUAGUGAAAAGUAUGAAACUUUACAGGCAUCUUUCAAGACUACAUUUUCAGAAAUAAAUUCUCUGAUUGACAAAGGCACCAUUAUCGUUGGUGGUCAAGAAGUCAAGCUGGAGUUUUUCCUUGGAAGGGACUAUAAAUUUUUACUAACAGUCAUGGGACUUAAGGGAGCUACAUCUUUAUAUGCCUGCCUAUGGUGUAAGAUCCAUAAAGACAAAAGGUGGGAAACAGACAAGCAUUUCCAUCACUUUAAUUCCCCACCCAUGAUGAGAACACUAUUGGAAAUUAAGGAGCUAGUGAAGAAGGGAAAAGGUGAUUACUGCUGUGUAAAGGUACCACUUUACAUAGACCUUGACCAUGUUAUUGUAGAUGAGUUACACCUGCUGCUACAUGUAAUGGAUGUAAUGCUAGACAACAUUAUCACUGAGGUCAUUGACUGGGAUAAAGAUGAGGAUUUGGAAAAAAUUUCCAAAGAGCCUUGA
Molecule: messenger RNA, 582 nt
Organism: Pocillopora meandrina
Lineage: Eukaryota; Metazoa; Cnidaria; Anthozoa; Scleractinia; Pocilloporidae
Source: the annotation of a GenBank genome assembly